AUGGCUGCUGAGUUGGAUUUCUCCCCACCUGAAAUCCCUGAGCCCACAUUCAUGGAGAAUGUGCUACGCUACGGACUCUUCUUUGGAGCCAUUUUCCAGCUUAUCUGUGUGCUAGCCAUAAUCCUGCCAGUGUCCAAGUCCCACAAGACAGACUCUGACUGUUUUGAGCCCAAGAAUUCAGAGACAGUGAAGAAGCCAAAGGCGACUGCUCCGCAGAUAAGCAAGAAACCUAAGAAGGAAACCAAAAAGAAACGAUAA
Messenger RNA from Nestor notabilis (Kea), 258 nucleotides. It is a transcript of the gene MANBAL, whose product is annotated as mannosidase, beta A, lysosomal-like. NCBI's taxonomy places the organism in Eukaryota, Metazoa, Chordata, Aves, Psittaciformes, Psittacidae. The record is from RefSeq and is a predicted model, not a curated record. The transcript is spliced from 2 exons. Gene Ontology annotation, cellular component: membrane. The coding region runs from base 1 to 258 and encodes 85 amino acids.